Molecule: messenger RNA, 2842 nt
Organism: Condylostylus longicornis
Lineage: Eukaryota; Metazoa; Arthropoda; Insecta; Diptera; Dolichopodidae
Gene: bdl
Product: protein borderless
Exons: 9
Coding region: 511-2649 (712 amino acids)
Biological process (GO): cell-cell adhesion
Molecular function (GO): protein binding
Source: RefSeq, a predicted model, not a curated record
UUAUCGUAGAUAAAAAAAAACGCUUCUAUCAAUUUAUAGAUUAUUGUAUCCCGUUAAAAAAAAAAUCAAGAAAAUUUUAAAAAAAAUUAAUAUAAAAAUAAUCUUUAAUUUAUUAUUUAUUUAAAUAUAUAAAUUAAAAAUUUUAUUUAUUAAUUUAAUUACGAAAAUUACGACGGCUACUGUGUAAAAAAAUAAAGAAAUUAAUUAGAAAAAAUUAUACAAAAUUUUUCCAUAAAAAAUUAACAAACAAAUAAAUUUAAAAAAUAAUAAAUAAAUAAAGAACAAAAAUAUUAUAGAACUUUCCUAAAAAAAAAACAAUAAAUACCAAAAAUAAUUAAUAAAUUUUCUACUGCCCUGAACCUAAGUCAAAUGAGUUUUAAGCGAAUGAGAUAGCAUUAUUGUGAAGGGGAUACGAAAAUUUAUCAAAUAGCCUAAAUGUAAAGUUUAUAUGCAAAAAAAAAUUUUUAAAGAUCAAAGAAACACGUGAAAUUUGAAAUAAAUGAAUGCAAUAUGCAACAACAUAAGCAUCAGCACCAUUAUCAACAAAAACAACAACAAUAUCAAAUAAAUAAUAUUAGUAAAAUAACUGUAAUAUUAUUAUCAAGAGUAUUUGCUACAUUUGUUCUAUUAGUUACUAUUUUAAUUAAUAUAUCCUGUGUUCAGUGCACAGAUGAAGAUACAACAUCAAAUUUAGAAGCCAAGGUCGGAUCAUAUGUCGUUUUCAAUUGUCAAAUAGAUUUUCCCUAUGAAUAUGACAUACCAUAUGCGGUUUAUUGGAGCAAAGAUGAUAAACAAAUUUUUUCAAAAUAUUUUGGGACAAUAUCUGUUAGUGAACGCUAUGCCGGCCGAUUAAGUUUAGUUGAAAAUCAUGAAGAUUACGGAAAAGCCUCAUUAAAUUUAACAGCUAUUCGUGAAUCAGAUCAAGGAUGGUAUCAUUGCCAAAUAAAUUUUCCGAAUAGAACACCAAGUUUUCGUAAUAAUGGAACAUGGCAUCAUUUAACAGUUGAAGGUGGCUCAUUAAUCAAAAUCCCUCCAAUUAAUAUGACAUUAAUGGAAGGACAAACAGCAAUUUUUCAUUGCUUUAUGAAACAUCCGGAAAUAUCAACAGUAACUUGGCUAAAAGAUAAUGAUCCAAUUAGAGAGAAUGCUGAUUUAUGGCGUAGAGCAAAAAUUGAUCCAGAUGGAAGUUUAAGUAUUGAUCCAACAAUGAUGAGUGAUUUAGGUGAAUAUGAAUGUCAAGUACAAAAUGACCAAACUGCAGAAGUACAAACAGCAAAAGCUUUCUUAAAUAUUCAAUAUAGAGCAAAAGUAAUUUAUUCGUCACCUGAAGUAUAUUUACCAUAUGGUCAACCAGCAAUGUUAGAUUGCCAUUAUAGAGCUAAUCCACCAUUGAAAAAUAUGCACUGGGAAAAAGAUGGUCUUUUAUUUGACUCAUACAAUGUACCAGGCGUAUACAAAAAGAACAACGGAAGUUUAUACUUUACGAAAGUUGAUGAAAGCUUUUCGGGUGCUUACACUUGUACACCAUAUAAUGAAUUGGGAACUGAUGGACCUUCACCAGUAAUAAAUGUUGUUGUACAAAGACCGCCAGUUUUUACAACAUUACCAAAAGGAAUGUAUAUACAUAAAUUGGGUGAUGAUGCUCAAUUAUCUUGUGAUGCCAUUGACAGAGAUGAUCAUCGUAGGCCGGUUAUAGUUUGGAUAAAAGAAGACAAUACACCACUACCAGAAGGUCGAUAUAAAUUGGAAGGUGGAAAUUUAACAAUUACUAAUAUCACAGAAUCAGAUCGUGGUAUCUAUCAAUGUUCAGCAACAAAUGAUGCAGCAACAAUUACAGCAAAAACCGAAUUGAUAAUAGAAAAUGUUGCUCCAAGGCCACCAUACAAUUUAUCUGCAAAUAGUACAGAAACUGAAAUUUCAAUUGCAUGGCAACCAGGUCAAAUAAGACCAAAUUUAGAAUAUACGGUUAUGUAUAGAUUAUCAGAAGCUCCAGAAUGGCGUAUAGCACGAGUUGGUAGUAAACUUCAAGCAACAAUUAAAAAUUUACGUCCUGGACGUGAAUAUGAAUUUAUGGUAUUAAGUCAAGAUCCAUCCGGAGAUGGUAUGUUCAGUAGAAUGUUCCGGCAUGCAACAAAACCUAAGGUGAAUGAUUACAUCGAACCAGAACUAUUUCAAGCACCAGCUAUGUCAACAACAAUGCCAACAGAAUCAACAAUUUCACCAACAUUUCCAUCAUUCAAUUUUGGACCACCACAAAAUUUAACAGUUAAGGCAAGAUCAAGAGGCUUUAUAUUAUUAUGGGAGCCACCAAAUAAUGGAUUGGAUCAAUUAAGAUUAUAUAGUAUUAAAACAUGGCUUGAACCAGAACAUAAACUUUUUGCCCAUGAUAAUACAUAUGAUACACAUUUUUUAUUAGCAAAUUUAAUGGACGGUGGAACAUAUACUGUUCAAGUAUUUAGUAUAUCACAAGAUAAUGAAGAAAUUGGUAGUAAUAUUGUUACAAUAGAAGUACCAAAUACAAGACGAAAAAAAGCUGUUCUAAUUGGUUCUGCCGUAUCCAUAAUUUUUCUUAUUACUGCCUUUAGUGUGGGUCUUUACAUAAAAAGAAUUUGUAUAAAAAAAGUUAAAUCAAAUGGUGAAAAAAUUUGAAAAUUAAAUUUUUAGGUAGUGCUGGAUGCUUUAUUUUUUAAUAAUUAUUAUUAUUUUAACAUUAAUAUUUAAUUAUAAAUAUAUGUAAUAAUCCAAAAAUAGAAUUUAAAAAAACAAAUGAAUAAAUUUAUUAAUUUUAAAUAUUAGAAUCUUUUAUAAAAUAAUUUGUUAAAAUUUAAUUUACAAAACAAAG